GACACCCUAGAAGUAGAAUCUAUAUAUGCUCUAAGUAAAUGAUUUGUUCGUGAGGAAAUACCAGAGCAACAAGUUAUGGUGUUCUUAUUGCAUCUUCCCUUUUACUCUCUUCCCCUAUUGUUCUUCUCCAUAUUCUUCCUUUUCAAAUGGUUGUCCACUUCACAACCCCAAAGAAAUCUACCACCUUCUCCACCAAAGUUCCCAAUUAUCGGAAACCUCCACCAACUUGGCGUGUUCCCUCAUCGCUCCCUCCAAUCACUAGCGCAAAAAUAUGGCCCCAUCAUGCUGCUUCACUUCGGCAGCAAGCCAGUUCUAAUCGUCUCCUCUGCUGAUGCAGCUCGCGAGAUCAUGAAAACCCAUGAUCUCAUCUUCUCAAACAGACCUAAAUUGAGCAUUGCCAGUAGAGUUUUCUAUAAUAAGGACGUCGCAUUUGUUCCUUAUGGAGAGUAUUGGAGGCAAGUAAAAAGCAUUUGUGUGCUUAACCUUUUGAGUAAUAGACGAGUUCAGUCUUACCGUGGAGUGAGAGAAGAAGAAACAGCACUUUUGAUCGAGAAGAUCAAAUCAGCUUCUUCUUCUUCUUCUUCACCAGUGAAUCUGAGUGAAAUGUUGGUUUCACUUACGAAUGAUGUAGUUUGUCGGGUAGCCUUAGGGGGGAAGUACAGUGAAAGCUCAAAAAGUGGUAGGAAGUUUAAGGAUCUUUUGGGGGAUACUGCGGCACUAUUGGGUGAAUUCAGUGUGGGGGACUAUAUCCCUUGGCUUGUGUGGUUGAAUCAAAUCAACGGUGCGAAUGGUAGAGUCGAGAAAAUUGCUAAAGAGCUCGACGAAUUUUUGGAGGGUGUGAUUGGAGAUCAUAUGGAUAGAAAGGAAAAAGAGAGCAAUGGCGAUAGGAGUGUUGAUCAAGAUAAUCAACAGCAGGACUUCGUGGAUGUCUUGCUUGAUAUUCAAACAGAAAGCAAGGUCAUGGAUGACUCUCUUCUUCAUAGGGACAGCAUCAAAGCUCUCAUCUUGGAUAUGUUUGGUGCUGGAACUGAUACUACAUCCACAGCUCUAGAGUGGACAAUGACUGAACUCUUAAGACAUUCACAGGUCAUGAAAGAGCUACAAAAUGAGGUGCGAGGAAUAACCAGAGACAAACUAGAAAUAACGGAGGAUGAUCUAGAGAAAAUGCAAUACUUGAAAGCAGUGAUCAAGGAGUCUAUGAGGUUACAUCCGCCAAGCCCAUUACUAGUUCCCAGGGAAUCAACCCAAGAUGUCAAAGUAAUGGACUACGACAUUGCAGCUGGCACACAAGUGUUUAUUAAUGCAUGGGCAAUUGCGAGAGACCCAUUGCUGUGGGAAGACCCUGAAGAUUUCCGGCCAGAGAGGUUCUUGAGUACUUCUGUAGAUUUUAAAGGGCACGACUUCAAGUUUAUUCCAUUUGGAGCUGGCCGUAGGGGUUGUCCCGGCAUCCAAUUUGCCAUAAGUGUCAAUGAGCUUGCACUAGCAAAUCUUAUUCAUAAGUUUGAUUUUACAUUGCCAGAUGGGACAACAGAAGAGGAUUUUGACAUGACUGAAGCCCCUGGUAUAAGCGUCCACAAAAAAUAUCCUCUACUUCUUGUUGCAACGCCAUAUUCUUUUGCUAGUCAUGUACUUGCUCCAUAAUGGAUGGAAAUUGUACUUUGUAAACCUUUAUGACCAGUAUAAAAAAUAAGUGUAUGCUUAAAAUAAUGGGGGGCGAUAUUCCUACUUCACUUUUCUAAGAUUGUACUACACUCUUAAAGAAAACGUCACUUCUUUCCCUAAUUUUAUAAAUAAAUAAUUUUUUUUUUU
Cornus florida is the source of this 1809-nucleotide messenger RNA. RefSeq names its product cytochrome P450 736A117-like. Gene Ontology annotation, molecular function: iron ion binding; heme binding; monooxygenase activity. The transcript is spliced from 2 exons. NCBI's taxonomy places the organism in Eukaryota, Viridiplantae, Streptophyta, Magnoliopsida, Cornales, Cornaceae. The coding region runs from base 76 to 1641 and encodes 521 amino acids. The record is from RefSeq and is a predicted model, not a curated record.